CGACACCUCAAUAUAAGCGACCUUCUUCGUGUCUUCAGACAAAUACCUCCAUACAAACGACAGCUCAAUAUAAGCGACUUUUUUUCAAGUCUCUACUAGAGAGAGUCCUUUGUUUAUUUAAAUUAUGUACUCUCCCUUAAUUUUUCUUUUAAUUAUUUUAACUACCAAAUUAAUUUCUGGUCAAGGACCACCCCCCAAAAAUGGAAUAAAAAUACCCGAAAAUGAAGAAAAUAAAGAAGAUGAUCUAGAAAAUCUUGGAAAGAAAAUAUUGAAUGCUGCAGCCAAAAAACUUUCAACAAUAAAUACAGAAGAUAUAGAGAAAAAAAUUACAAAAGCUUUGGGAUUGGAAAGUAAUGAAGGGAAUUGAUGGGAAUUCUUUUUUAAAUCUUGUCAGGAUUUUUUGAAAAUUUUUUUGAAAUUUUUCUUCGAUAAUUUU
Molecule: messenger RNA, 436 nt
Organism: Meloidogyne enterolobii
Lineage: Eukaryota; Metazoa; Nematoda; Chromadorea; Rhabditida; Meloidogynidae
Source: the annotation of a GenBank genome assembly